GAAGAACCCUAAUACUGUACGUAGGUAUAAAUUAUAGUACUGUUUUUUCAUCUCUCUCAACCAGUGUAGGCUUUGAAGCUCGCAACAGAGGAGGAGACUCAAGAGAGGCUCAGCUCAGCAGAGUUACUUGCCUCUUGAUCUUUACGUUUAUAAAAUGGCUAGAGGGUUGAAGAAACACUUGAAGAGGCUCAAUGCUCCUAAACAUUGGAUGCUUGACAAACUUGGUGGUGCAUUUGCACCCAAACCCUCAUCUGGACCCCACAAAUCAAGGGAAUGCUUGCCUCUGAUUCUCAUUCUGCGAAACAGGCUGAAGUAUGCUUUGACGUACCGUGAAGUGAUUGCUAUUUUGAUGCAGAGACAUGUUCUGGUUGAUGGGAAGGUUAGGACAGAUAAAACUUACCCAUCUGGUUUCAUGGAUGUCGUGUCAAUCCCAAAGACAAAUGAGAGCUUCCGUCUGCUCUAUGACACCAAAGGUCGCUUCCGGCUUCACUCCCUUAGAGAUGACGAGGCCAAGUUUAAGCUUUGCAAAGUUCGGUCUAUUCAGUUUGGGCAGAAAGGGAUCCCUUACCUGAACACCUAUGAUGGACACACCAUCCGCUACCCAGAUCCCCUCAUCAAGGCCAAUGACACCAUCAAGCUGGACCUAGAGAGCAACAAAAUAGUUGACUUCAUCAAGUUUGAUGUGGGAAAUGUUGUCAUGGUCACUGGAGGAAGGAACAGAGGCCGAGUUGGAGUAAUUAAGAACAGGGAGAAGCAUAAGGGAAGCUUUGAGACGAUCCACGUCCAAGAUGCCACUGGCCAUGAGUUCGCCACUCGUCUGGGCAAUGUGUUCACCAUUGGAAAGGGCUCCAAGCCAUGGAUUUCUCUUCCCAAGGGCAAGGGUAUUAAAUUGUCUAUCAUUGAGGAGGCUAGAAAGAGGCAGGCAGCAUCCCAAACUGCUGCAUGAAGCUCAUGAUUUUUCCUUGAAUACUGGGUUUAGUUUUUACUUUUGCUAAUGCUAUAAUGGAUGUUUGUUUGUGUAAUUUAGUGCACAAUUUUGAACAUGGUUUUUACAUUUUAAUUUUAACUCUUGCAAUAUGCAUUGACAAAGUAGGCACGAGAUUUUUCGGUAGCCUAUUUCAGAACUCAUUCCGAGGAAUCUUUUUUGCCUGUUUGGUCAAGAAAAAAUUCUAUUAAUUUUGUUACGCUCCAUCAACUAUACCUUGGAAUUUUCUGAA
Messenger RNA from Populus nigra (black poplar), 1217 nucleotides. Its product is annotated as small ribosomal subunit protein eS4x-like. The record is from RefSeq and is a predicted model, not a curated record. Gene Ontology annotation, biological process: translation. The transcript has 5 exons. The coding region runs from base 155 to 946 and encodes 263 amino acids. NCBI's taxonomy places the organism in Eukaryota, Viridiplantae, Streptophyta, Magnoliopsida, Malpighiales, Salicaceae. Gene Ontology annotation, molecular function: structural constituent of ribosome; RNA binding. Gene Ontology annotation, cellular component: ribosome; cytosolic small ribosomal subunit.